ACUUUUCACCCAGUUUUUGCUUUCAGUGCCAAUUUUAACCUGUGCUAGUGAAUUUCAAGUGCCACAGUCAACAUAGGAUUAUUCUAGCAAACUAAACGACAGACAGCCAAUAUGAGGCGUCUUAACUUCCUAUUUGUAAUUGCAUUUGUCUCACUGAAUGUGGCCCAAGGGCAGAAUUUGCUGUUCCAAGAUGAAGUGGAAAUCCUGGCCAAAGAGCUGAACCAACUGGCCGUGAGUGCGACCAACGAACGAGGAGCUCGACAGGACGGCCGUCAGCGGGGCUAUGCGUACCAAGUGCCCGUAAACCCUCUUCCUCAACCCUCAAACGUGGCAGUGGCCAGGCGACCCGAUCCUGAGCACCACCACCACGACGACCACCAUGGCGCUCACUCGCACACCCACCUCACCAGGCUGGAUGUCACGUGCGAUAACGGUGGCAUGAGGGUGGAACUGGAAUUUGACGGGCCAUACAAUGGGAUCGUGUAUAGCAAGGGUCAUUUUAAAGAUCGCAAGUGCAGAUAUGUCAAUAAAGACAGCGCAAGAGGAGAUUUCAAUUUUCUAGUGCCGAUGAACUCUUGUGGUACCAUUGGCGAAGACAGGCGCGAUGACCAUGAAACUAUCCUUAUAUUCCAGAACGAAGAGUCCGUCCAAGAAGUGUGGGACGUUGCUAAACGCGUCCGGUGUCCCACGGUGGAGCGCAAGAAAAUCAUCAAAACCGUCUCUUUUAACCCCUUUACCGUUGCCCGAUUGGAAAUCGAAGACCAGCCCAUCCAGAAAGCCACUGAGACUAAUAUCGAGUGCUGGAUGGACAUCCAGGUCGGCGACAACCCCUGCGGUUCGCCUGUCAAGGACAGGGUCAAGAUCGGUGACCAACUGAGUGCGGUCAUCUACGUUAAGGACGGAGGCGCCCAGUACGACAUCCUGGUCAAAGACUGCUAUGCCCACGACACCGAAAAUUUGAACGCUCGCAACGCUUCGUCCGUUCAACUCUCCGACGGCAGGGGUUGCCCGAGGAAAGAAAAACUGAUGGGCAUCUUCCGCAAGAGCCAGCAAACCUGUUCCUCAGGAGCGGACAUCGUGGCCUUUGCGCCAAUCAGCGCCUUCAAGUUCGCCGAUCGUCCGGAUGUCUUCCUGACCUGCAUUGUUGAACUCUGUCCGGGCGGAUGUGACCAGUGCGAGUCCCCCUCUUCAGUUAUCAACACCAUCCGGGAGGCUCCUUUCAAAUGCACCCCUAACUUAGUCGGCAUCGACUCCAGGUGUCCGGCUCCGACCACCCCAAGACCAACCCCCUUCGUCUGCACCCCUGAUAAAAUUGGUCGCGAUCGUCGUUGUCCGGCCCCAACCACUCCAUUCGUCUGCACCCCCGCCCUGGUCGGUCGGGACGUUAGGUGUCCAGCACCAAUCACCACUACGCAAAGAACAACCACCCCAUUUGUUUGCACCCCGGAAAGAAUAGGCCGUGACCGUCGGUGUCCAGCUCCUCGAACAACCACUCAAUUCAGUUGUACCCCUGAACUUAUCGGGGUUGAUUACAGGUGUCCGGCGCCAACAACUAUCAGGACCACAACUCAAUUUAUCUGCACCCCUGAUAAAGUUGGACGAGAUCGUCGUUGUCCAGCUCCUCGAACAACUACUCAGUUCAGUUGCACCCCUGACCUCAUCGGGGUUGAUUACAGAUGUCCGGCACCAACAACCGUCAGGACCACAACUCAAUUUGUCUGCACUCCUGCUUUAGUCGGACGUGACCCAAGGUGUCCGGCUCCAACAACCACUACACAAAGAACAACUACCCCAUUUGUCUGCACCCCUGAUAAAAUUGGACGAGAUCGUCGUUGUCCAGCUCCCAGAACAACUACCCAAUUCAGCUGUACCCCUGACCUGAUCGGGGUUGAUUACAGGUGUCCGGCACCUACAACCGUCAGGACCACAACGCAGUUUGUUUGCACUCCAGCCUUAGUAGGACGCGACCCCCGCUGUCCCGCACCCUCGACAACUACCCAGUUUGUCUGCACUCAAGCCUUAAGAGGCAAAGACCCACGGUGUCCCGCCCCAACCACCACUCCUGCACCCACCACCCGAUUUGUCUGCACACCUCAGCUGGAGGGAAACGAUCCGAGGUGUCCAGCUACAGGCGCUUCCUUCGACCGCAACCCCUCCCGAAAGGGCAUCUGUGAGUUUAACCCCACUGCUCCUGGAUGUGGAAUUUCAACUGAAGGCCUGCAGCACCAUGCCUUCCACAAGUGGCAGGCGGUGACUGGACGGGGCACCAGAAGGAAGUACGACGGCUCCCGUCCAACUUUCUCCCCUCAGACACCGGCCCCAGCAAGACGGAGACGCGAUGUGAGCCAGAACAUCGUCAUCACUGGAGUGAGCACCGGAUUUCAUUUAACUGAAAAAUAGCCAACUUAAUGAGCUUGAAUUGAUAUCAAAAUUUAUAGCAGCGGUCCCGAUCAAUAAAAAAUAAUAAGUAGUGUAAAUAAAUUUUAGGGUUUGAUUCAGAAUUUAUUGUAAUGAGAAUCUGAAAUAAAUUUUGUCUCUAAC
Neocloeon triangulifer is the source of this 2541-nucleotide messenger RNA. RefSeq lists its product as uncharacterized. The transcript is spliced from 4 exons. Lineage: Eukaryota; Metazoa; Arthropoda; Insecta; Ephemeroptera; Baetidae. The coding region runs from base 112 to 2400 and encodes 762 amino acids. The record is from RefSeq and is a predicted model, not a curated record.